This is a messenger RNA of Spea bombifrons (plains spadefoot toad), 1251 nucleotides long. It is a transcript of the gene VRK2, whose product is annotated as VRK serine/threonine kinase 2. The transcript is spliced from 11 exons. The record is from RefSeq and is a predicted model, not a curated record. Gene Ontology annotation, cellular component: nucleus; cytoplasm. NCBI's taxonomy places the organism in Eukaryota, Metazoa, Chordata, Amphibia, Anura, Pelobatidae. Gene Ontology annotation, molecular function: ATP binding; protein serine/threonine kinase activity. Gene Ontology annotation, biological process: signal transduction; peptidyl-serine phosphorylation. Bases 1 to 1251 code for a protein of 416 amino acids.
AUGCCUCCAAACAGAUAUCUUAAAAAUAAACUGCCUACCCCACUUCCAGAAGGUUUGAUCCUAACUGACACAAGUAGAAAAUGUUGGAGAUUGGGAAAAGCUAUUGGACAAGGAGGAUUUGGAUUAAUAUAUUUGGCUUCUCCAGACUGCGAUAAACCAGUAACGGAAGAUGCCUUGCACGUUAUUAAAGUGGAAAACCACCAAAAUGGACCUUUGUUUUGUGAACUGAAAUUUUACCAAAGGGCAGUAAAAGAAGAAGAAAUGAAAAUAUGGAUCAACAAACAUAGACUUGAUUAUCUGGGGAUUCCCAAGUACUGGGGAUCAGGAGAAGUUACACACCUCUCAACAAGCUACAGGUUUAUGGUGAUAGAUCGACUUGGAGUGGAUCUGCAGAAACUGCUUGUGAGUAACGGUGGCACAUUUCCAUUAAGGACCAUUAUGCAACUAGGCAUUCGCUUGUUAGACAUCUUGGAAUUCAUACAUGAACAGGAGUAUGCACACGGUGAUAUCAAAGCAGCCAAUGUUCUUUUACAUUACACUGAUCCAAGUAAGGUUUAUCUUGCAGAUUAUGGACUUUCUUACAGAUACUGCCCCAAUGGGAACCACAAAGAGUAUAAAGAAAACCCAAGAAAAGGACCCAAUGGGACAAUUGAGUUUACCAGCUUAGAUGCUCACAGGGGAGUCGUCCUUUCCAGACGAGGAGACCUGCAAAUCCUUGCAUUCUGCAUGCUUCAUUGGUUAUGCGGAAAACUGCCCUGGGACCAGAACCUUAAGGACCCCACUGCUGUCCAUACUUCAAAAAAAAAGCUUUUGGAUGAACUUCCCCAAUCAGUCAUUGAAUGGACAGGAGGAGUGGAUGGAUGCCAUGAAAUCGCAAAGUUUAUGUCUGACAUCAACUGCCUGGCAUACACUGAGAAGCCAAAUUAUGGAGCCCUAAAGAAAAUCCUCUUGAAGGGAUUGGUAUUUACUGGAAAUAAUCUGGAUGCUCCAUUGACUUUUUCGCUAUUUAAGUCCACCCUUAAAGAUCCAAAAACUGUUAAACAUACAGAGACAGCGAAUGUACAAGUGAGUCAAAAUUACACAUUUCCUAAAACCAAGCAAGCAGUGAGAUUUCCAAACAUUGUUCAUGAUAAUCAUUCUUCUCAGGUUCAGCUGGAAAACCAUCACAAGGAUCAAGAAGACAUAUAUAAAUAUAGUUUAAUGAUUCCAGUGCUUUUGAUGCUGAUAUUUAUUGUUCUGUAUUUUUUUUGA